AUGCCCUCUCGACACAUCCUGACGUUUCUCGCUCCAGCUUGGGGUCAUGCACUGCCUUACAUGCACCUCACAACUCGAAUGCUGGCUGCUGAUCCAGAUUUGGUCGUGACAAUUGUUCAGCACAACAUCGUCGUACCGAAAAUGCUCGAAGAGUUGAAAACCUGUUCGUACGAUACUAGUCGGUUACAAAUCGCGGGUGUAGGAGAGAAGGAGAUUCAAUUUACCCCGAUGAUUGUCGGAACAAUGAUCAGCCAACUUACAGCUGGAUGGCUGGAGAUCCUCGCAGAUGCAGUCGCUGAGAAAGGCGAUUGGCCCAAGCCGAAGACGCUGCAUAUGGACUUUUUUGGAGGGGGUUUAGUUGUCGAAGAAUCGAGGGCGAUGAUUGGACCGGAAGGAAAAAUUCUCGUUUGGUUUUCAUCUUCCGUCACAUCUGGCGUGGACCAUUUCAGCGAAUACAACUUCACGAAAAUCGCGCAAGAAAUAUGCGCUGACGAGAGCAGAAGAGCGGGAAGAACGGACGAUGAAAUUUGCGGCGAUGUCCUCUGCGCCAUGAAUGGCAGCGACAAACUAGACGGGCGUAUUCUCGAGAUCAUUGGCGGAUUGAAGAUAUACGAUCAUGAGCACCAAGCACAGGGCGCUGGACCACCGCGCGUACUCGCUCCCAUUUUGAUAUCUGCAAACAAGUUGGGUCGGUUAGCCGAUGGCUUCUUCUGCCCGAGCGGGAUCCCUCUGGAGCCAGUCAUAACUCCUCUCUGUCAAGAUUACUACAAGAAACGGGGACAAGAACUAUUCCUCGUCGGUCCUCAAAUGCACGACGAUGAAUGGGACGCGCCAUCCGCUGGUCCCGGUCCUAGCGAUGAGAAAAUCAAAACAUUUUUGGACGGCGCGCGCCAGAAAUACGGGCCAAAAUCAGUGUUGUAUAUCUCUUUUGGUUCAUUGUUCUUCCCAGUUGAGACGCCCAAUUUGGUCGAGGCCAUGAUAGACGUGCUGUUGCAGCUGGAGACUGUGAUUCCCUUCGUUUUCGUGCUGGCUGGAAAGAUGGCUUCAUUGCCUCAAGAGACGAUCGAUCGCAUCCACGCUAGUGGUAGAGGGAUCGCAUGCUCACAUUGGGUUGAUCAGAAAGCCGUCUUGAAAAGUGGCGCAGUUGGCUGGUUUCUGACUCAUGGGGGCUACAACUCGCUGACCGAAGCGCUCAGUCAAAAUAUUCCACUCAUCUUCUGGCCGAUCGGAGCAGAGCAGGCUAUCAAUGCAGCUGUACUUUCCACAGGUCCCCGUCCGAUUGGAAUAGAACUUUUCCAGAUCCGAGCAGGUACUCAGCUGGGGCCAUCUCUUCGUCCGGAGGCACCCAAGAUCACAGGAACAGUCGAAGACGCCAAGAUAGAGUUCCAGAAGACGUUCAAUGAUAUCAAAGGAUCUAGAGGCCACACCCUUACACAGAACGCCAUUCAAGUUGGAAAGCUGUGGCGCGAGGAGAGAAUGAACGGGGAUCUUGAGCGGGAGAUUGCGAGACUGACGAAAUUCUAGAGAACAGACAGGGGCCUAGAGGUCGGGUUUUAGAACACAGCAUCUUUUAGAGCACACCGGGCGGAUAUAGAACCAAAAAAAAUCGACAGUGCGUAGCCGUACUACACCGUCACGGCAUGGAUCCAGAUUGUCACUGCC
Mycena citricolor is the source of this 1662-nucleotide messenger RNA. The record is from the annotation of a GenBank genome assembly. Lineage: Eukaryota; Fungi; Basidiomycota; Agaricomycetes; Agaricales; Mycenaceae.